AUGACGCCGUCCCCACUGCGCCUUUCUUCGGUCAUCAACUCGGAGCGCACAAUUCGGCUCGAGGCCGACGUCGACGCCCACUUACGAGCUCUGAGCCUGGCAAAUUCCCAUACAGGCGCCUCAGCAUCCCGCACGCCGGCCCUUGACCACUCUGCCUUUCCGCACUUGAUCGACCGCAUCGCCCACUUCGCCCCACCGCCGACUAUCUUCGCGAUCGCAAGUACGUCGCGCGCUCUACGCGCUCGCCUCCUCCCCAAGCUGUACGCACAUGUGUCCCUCCUGACCUCUCGGGGCGACACGUACACCCUCCGCAGCGCGGCGGGCACAACUCUCUCAGGACAUGCACACCGCCCAGACACGAUGUGGAACGAGGACGACCUGCCACGCCUACCAGGCCCGACCCGCGUUCUAGACCUCCAUCCCGGCCGGAGCUGCCCGUACCUCCCACCCGGCGUGAUACGCUUGGUCAAGCCCACAAUGGUGCGCCUCCGCCUUGUUGAGUUGUUGGCUCAGACCCGUCCCUUGGGACGCUUUAUGCGCCUCCACAGUCCCGUUGACAACGAGAUGCGCCUCGUCGUCAUGGUCGAGCGCGACGUCUGGCUCGACGUGGACGAGUGGCGCUUCGACGCGCCCGUCUCCACCCUCGUCGUCCACUUCUCUCGCGCCUGGUGUACUGGAUACCGCCAGAAUCCGGCGUUCGCACUACCCCACCUCCCAAGCACCAAGGAGCGCGAGAUUGUCCUCAUCUUCGACUACCUCGAGGGCGUUCGGACAUUAGCGCUUGUUCCCGCCCUCGCGGACAUUGUUGCCCACGCCUGUCGUCCCCACAGCGCAGAGACGCACGUCACGAUCGUCGGUGACACGGACGACACCAGGUGGUUGGAGCGCACAGUCAGUGCCAUGCGCGCGCAGCUCGAUGCAUACGAGGACGACCGCGUCGAGUUUGACGGCACAUGUCCCCUCAAUCUCGUGUCACGUGCCGAGUACGCUGCUCGUAUCGGCGGCGAGGCGUGGGCUAUAGAGACAGACCCAUCGUACCGGUAUAUUGGGUGA
This is a messenger RNA of Cutaneotrichosporon cavernicola, 1053 nucleotides long. RefSeq lists its product as uncharacterized. Bases 1 to 1053 code for a protein of 350 amino acids. Lineage: Eukaryota; Fungi; Basidiomycota; Tremellomycetes; Trichosporonales; Trichosporonaceae. The record is from RefSeq and is a predicted model, not a curated record. The transcript has a single exon.